CAAGCAUCGUUGGUAGAUCUCUGCGACCGUAUUAUUGGUAUCACCAUUGAAGUUUGUACAGACUGUAAAGCAUUUUUGACUUCACCCACUUCGACUCUUUCUCUCACUACGGUCUAUGGCGUGUCUGUAAAUAUUAUGUAUCCAUGGAUAUAUUUCUCUCCACCCACUUCUACUCUUGUCUCAGUAUGGUCUUUGGCGUUAUUACUGCUUUCCUUUCCUUAGCUUAUAAUACUCGCUGUAUCCGAAAGUUGAAUCAUCCUUAUUGACGUAUAUAAAGAGAUCUGAGCUCAUCUUAGAGGCAAACCAAAGCAAACCUCUUUCUCUGUCGCAAUACUCGUUCUCGCUCUGUGCACUCUUCAGAGAGAGAGAGAGAGAACCAAAUAUGUCAGGCGUCAAGAGCACGUCCAAGAAGAGCAGCAGUAGCUCGGGGCUGAAGCUGUUCGGGUUCCACGUGUCAGAGGAAGAGGAGACCGGGCUCAGGUCUGAUUCUUCUUCCUCGUCGACGACCACGACGGUGACUGCCACCUCCCCCGGCGGAGGCGACUGCGCAGACGGGCGGAAGUACGAGUGCCAGUACUGCUACCGCGAGUUUGCCAACUCGCAGGCCUUAGGCGGCCACCAGAACGCGCACAAGAAGGAGCGGCAGCAGCUGAAGCGCGCCCAGAUGAUGCUGCAGCAGCAGCACGACCACCUCGGAGGCUGCUUCUGGCCUCCGACUUUCGUGCUGCCGCUCCGCAGAAACCCAGGCUCCGCCGGGUGGGAGUACUUCUCCCGGGCGGCUCCUACGUUCCAAGCGUCUCGUGCAUGCGCCUUCCCCUUCUCGUCGGCCCUCCGGAGCCAGCCGGUCCUCCCCUCUGCAUUCUUAUACUCCGCCGCCGGUAGUGGCCCACGGAUCUCCGAGGAGAGCGCGAACUCGUUUGGGAGGUUCCCUGUCAUCGCUCCGGUCGCUGCCGAUGCCGACUCGGCGAAAUCGGGCGACUCGUUUGGCUUGGAUCUGCAGCUCAGACUGGCACCCACGGGGUCGUGACUCGGCUGUUCACAGGAUAGCACUCUAUAUAGUAUACCAAGAACGAACUCCUGCGCCUUCCAUUCCUACAUCUCCUUCCUAUAGAUCUCUUCUCUUAGAUUUACCUUAUGGUUUGAUGUUUGAACAUUGAAUUAUACGCAUAUAUAUGGUAACAACAUGAUGUUGUGUCAA
Musa acuminata AAA Group (dessert banana) is the source of this 1198-nucleotide messenger RNA. Its product is annotated as zinc finger protein GIS3. The record is from RefSeq and is a predicted model, not a curated record. Gene Ontology annotation, molecular function: DNA-binding transcription factor activity; transcription cis-regulatory region binding. Bases 383 to 1027 code for a protein of 214 amino acids. Gene Ontology annotation, cellular component: nucleus. Lineage: Eukaryota; Viridiplantae; Streptophyta; Magnoliopsida; Zingiberales; Musaceae. Gene Ontology annotation, biological process: trichome morphogenesis; trichome differentiation; cytokinin-activated signaling pathway. The transcript has a single exon.